Molecule: messenger RNA, 1935 nt
Organism: Salvia hispanica
Lineage: Eukaryota; Viridiplantae; Streptophyta; Magnoliopsida; Lamiales; Lamiaceae
Molecular function (GO): poly(A) binding
Source: RefSeq, a predicted model, not a curated record
AAGGAGGCAUAAACCUGCUCAAACAAAAUAUCUCCUCCUCAUUAAACCCUCUUGCUUUUUAGGGUUUUUGAGAAUUCACUCCUUUUCCUGCACUCAGCCGCCGCCCCUUCUCACAGUUUGUUAUGGGUAAAUCAAGCAAGAAGGUCACUAAGGCUGAAGCAGCCGCUGUCGUCGCUACACCCAUCAAGUCCUUGAAGAAAGGCAAGAGAGAAGCAGAGGAGCUCAUUGAGAAGAAGGUGGUGAGUGCUAAGAAGCAGAAGGUGGAGGAAAAGAAGAUUGAGUCCAAAAAUGACAAGAAGGUGCUUAAAAAGAAGGUCGAAUCUUCGUCUGAAGACGACUCUUCUUCAGAAUCUGAGGAACUCCCCAAGGUUAAGCCACUCCCUGCCAAGAAUGGGGUUGCACAUUCAGAUUCAGACUCGGACUCAGAGGAAAGCAGCGGUGUAGAGGAAGCCCCUAAAAAGGCCCCUGCUGCUCCGGCAAAGAAUGGAAAGGCUGCCCCUAAGAAGAAAGAGGAGUCGAGUGAUGAUGAAUCUUCUGAAGAUGAGAGCAGUUCCGAUGAUGAGGAUGUUCCUGCAACUAAGAAGGCGGCACCUGCAGCUGCUGCCAAGAAGAAAGAUGAAUCAUCAUCUGAAGAGGAGUCCAGUUCAGAUGAGGAUGAUGCUCCGGCCAAGAAAGCAGCUCCAGCUAAGAAGGCAGCUGCACCUGCAGCCAAGAAGAAAGAUGAAUCAUCAUCUGAAGAUGAGUCCAGUUCAGACGAGGAUGUUGCACCGGCCAAGAAAGCUCCUGCGACCACCCCUGCUGCAACAAAGAAAGAGGAGUCCAGUGAUGAAUCUGAAUCAGAAGAGUCUUCGGAGGAUGAAGAUGAAAAACCGGCCAAGACUCCCAAGAAAACUGGUGGAGAUGUUAAAAUGACAGAAGCUGACAAUACUCCCAAGACCCCUUCCACACCCAAUGUCCAAUCUGGAGGCUCAAAAACCCUAUUUGUUGGAAACUUGUCUUUCUCUGUUGAGCAAGCUGAUAUUGAGAACUUCUUCAAAUCUGCUGGGGAAGUUGUAGAUGUUCGUUUUGCUAUGGGCCAAGAUAAUUCAUUCAGGGGCUUUGGUCAUGUUGAGUUUGCUACUGCUGAAGCAGCAGCGAAGGCUAUGGAAUUGAAUGGUCAAGAGUUGCUAGGUCGUGGAGUAAGACUUGACAUGGCAAAAGAAAGGGGUGCUGCCACUCCGUUCAGCGGUGGCCGUGAUUCACAAUCCUUCCAGAGGGGAGCAGCAGCUCAGGGGCAAACAGUGUUUAUUCGUGGAUUUAACAAAUUUGACGGUGAAGACCAGAUUAGGAGUGCUCUUGAAGAGCAUUUUGGUGGCUGUGGUGAAAUCACUCGGGUUUCUCUCCCCAAAGAUCAAGAGGGUGGUGUUAAGGGGAUUGCUUAUGUUGAUUUCACGGAAGGGGCUGCUGUCAACAAAGCUUUGGAGCUAAGUGGAUCUCAACUUGGGGACAGCACCUUGUAUGUUGAUGAGGCCAAGCCAAGGGAUAAUAAUGCUUCUGGUGGUGGCAGAGGGGGUGGUAGAGGUUUUGGAAGAAGUGGUGGUCGGGACUCUGGUGGCAGAUUUGGAGGAGGUGGGCGCCGUGGUGGUGGCCGUGGCGGUCGGGACUCUGGUGGCCGUUUUGGCGGUGGUGGCCGUUCUGGAGGACGUGGAUUUGGCAACAAACCCAGCUUUGCUUCAUCUGGAAAGAAGACCACAUUCGACGACUAGUAGACGAGUCCAUAAGUUCUGGUGUAUUAUCAAGGCCCGUGCUCCACACUGGCAUUUGAGUUUAGGAAAAGUUUUGUUUGUUUACUGUUUAGGGGCAGCAUAAUUUAGUUUUGGUUGCUAAUCUGGAUCAAUUAAUGUUUGGAUCUUGUGAGUUCAAUUUUGUGCUAUUAUUCAAGGUUAUGUUUGCUCA